GCUGUUGUUCCUCUUACCUGAGGUGAAUCUCUGUCCAUGGCGUCCCGCUGAGGGCUUCAGGCACCAGUGAGCACAGCCCUCUCAAAGUGCACUAUGAACACUUCAGCCGCUUCCAGCUUAGGAACAAAACCAAAGCCGGGAUCCACAUAUCCCAUCAAGAACCUCAAGACAAUGCAAGACUUCGCCACGGAGCUUAACCAGCCACUUCUCAAGAAAGGACAUACAAUACUGAUAGAUAUUCCAUGUUUCCAAAGUGGUGUAAUUGUCUCUCAUCAAGGGACUCAUGUUUGGGAUUCCCACCAUGUGAAGUUACCACAUCUGUAUCCACCGCCUGAAUCCCCCAACAAGUCCCAUUCACCACCCUCUCACUGGGACGUCACCUGUCGUGCAUUGCACAAUCUCACCAAAGGAAAUAACUCUAUUGGGGAUGUUCAGACCGCAAUAAUGUCUUACAAUUCCAACAACAAAGACAGAUGGACUUUCGAUGCACUUUUUUUAUAUGGUCGGCACUUACACGCGAAGGACAGUAAUCUCCAUUUGCUGAUCCCAAAUAUGGCCAAACUAGCUCUUGAUUUACCUGAUCUCAUUACACAGCCCAUCCCUCUCCUGCGACAGCAACAGAACCUGGCCAUAACAAUGUCUCAGCAGCAGAUUUCUUGUCUGUUAGCAAACGCCUUCUUCUGCACCUUCUCUCACAGGAACGACACUAAACCUAGUUCAGAAUAUGUCAACUUCCCCACCAUUAACUUCAGCAGCCUAUUUGCUGACGAGAAAGACCCGGCAAAAUUAGCCCAGAAAGCACAGAAACUGAGGGCCAUUUUCCAUUACUUCAACACAGUGACAAAUAAAAGUGAUAAUCAAGAUCCAGCAAUACCAGAUGGACUGGUUACUUUUGAAAGGACUAGCAUUCAAAAAUCACAGCUCCCUAAAUGGAAAAAACAGAAGAAGACUCUGACAAACCUUCACAUCUCUCCAGAAGGAUCCAUUGAGCAUGAGGGUACAGGGAUGCUGCAGGUGGAGUUUGCCAGCAAUUAUAUUGGUGGUGGGGUGCUGGGAUCGGGACUGGUUCAGGAGGAGAUCCUCUUCUUCAUGAGUCCAGAGCUCAUCGUGGCCAGACUCUUCACUGAGAAACUGGCUGAUAACGAGUGCCUCAAGAUCACAGGUCCUCAGAUGUACAGCUUUACUUCUGGCUACAGCAAAACCUUUUCUUGGGUGGGUCCAUACAAUGAUUGCAUGAAGCGGGAUAACUGGAAGAGACGUUAUCGGCAGAUUGUUGCCAUCGAUGCUCUCGACUUCAAGAACCCGAAGGACCAGUACACUAAAGAGAACAUAAAACGAGAACUCAACAAGGCGUUUGUGGGAUUCCAUGGAGACGUGAAAACGGCCAUCGCAACGGGCAACUGGGGCUGCGGUGCCUUCAACGGAGAUCCUAAACUCAAAGCUCUCAUCCAGUUGAUGGCUGCCGCCGUGGCUGGACGAGACGUGGCUUACUUCACCGCUGGCAAUAAAGAACUUGCAAAAGAAAUACAAAGAAUGCAUGAGAUACUGACCAUCAACAAAGUGACCGUGGGUAAACUGUACAAGUUGCUGAAGAAGUUCUGUGGAAACUACACUCAUGAAAGUGGCUCGCCAAUAGACCUGUACAAACUCAUCAGAGAGAAGAUCGGGCAGAAGGAUAAUUUAUUGUAAACAAAUGUAGCAAAAACAGUCCAGCAGUAUUAAAUAUGUAAAGCUAAACUCUGAAGGAACUGAAUAAUGAUACAACUGUAGGCCUACUACUAUACUAAAAAAGAAAAAGCGGUUGAAAUGUUUAUCUUGUAAGCUCACAGGUGUCAUAUAAAUCUAAUUAUUUACCUUAAUUAAAAAGCUUUAUAGUCAUUCAGCAUUUAUAUUAAUCAAAGGCCUCAGUAACAGCCAAUAAGGGACACAUUUCAUUUAUUUGUUAAUGCAAAAUAAAAAAAAAUGUCAUGGUGAAUUACUUGCAUCAAGUAUAAGUACAAACAACAGCAGAAUAAAACCCGAAUGCUUUUAUUGAAUAAAGUAAUAUGAUCAUUUUUUGGCUUAAUCUCAGCUUGUUUUUAGAAAUUACAAUAAAAUAAAAUGAAACCAACGUACCUUUUAAUUCACAUCCAUGGUGUAACAAUUUAGCAUCGGUUGCACUUUAACCGUUUCAGU
This is a messenger RNA of Sinocyclocheilus rhinocerous, 2175 nucleotides long. RefSeq names its product poly (ADP-ribose) glycohydrolase, like (gene pargl). Gene Ontology annotation, cellular component: cytoplasm; nucleus. NCBI's taxonomy places the organism in Eukaryota, Metazoa, Chordata, Actinopteri, Cypriniformes, Cyprinidae. The record is from RefSeq and is a predicted model, not a curated record. Gene Ontology annotation, molecular function: poly(ADP-ribose) glycohydrolase activity. The transcript has 16 exons. Gene Ontology annotation, biological process: carbohydrate metabolic process; regulation of DNA repair; nucleotide-sugar metabolic process. The coding region runs from base 94 to 1689 and encodes 531 amino acids.